CAGCGGCUAAAGUUGUGUCACUCAGAAUGGAGGAAGUCCCGCCCGCCCCCGGCAACGGAAGUCCGGUCCUCCGCGUCUUCAGGUUUCCUCGUGUCUUCCACCGCCGGCAUGGCGCACUACAACUUCAAGAAGAUUACGGUGGUGCCGUCUGCCAAGGACUUUAUUGAUCUGACAUUAUCGAAGACUCAAAGAAAGACUCCAACAGUUAUUCACAAACAUUAUCAAAUUCACCGAAUUCGACAUUUUUAUAUGAGAAAAGUCAAAUUUACUCAACAGAAUUACCAUGACAGACUGUCACAGAUUUUGACAGAUUUCCCCAAAUUGGAUGAUAUCCAUCCAUUUUACGCUGACUUGAUGAAUAUUCUCUAUGACAAAGAUCAUUACAAGUUGGCUCUAGGUCAAAUAAAUAUUGCCAAAAAUUUGGUGGACAAUGUUGCUAAAGAUUAUGUGCGGCUUAUGAAAUACGGUGAUUCUCUGUACCGCUGCAAGCAGCUGAAGCGCGCUGCCCUUGGGCGCAUGUGUACUAUUAUCAAGAGACAGAAACAGAGUUUGGAGUAUUUGGAACAAGUACGUCAACAUUUAUCCCGCUUGCCAACCAUUGAUCCAAAUACAAGGACUCUGCUUUUGUGUGGGUAUCCAAAUGUUGGGAAAUCCAGCUUCAUCAAUAAGGUGACAAGAGCAGAUGUGGAUGUUCAGCCCUAUGCAUUUACCACCAAAUCUCUGUUUGUUGGGCACAUGGAUUAUAAGUACUUGCGCUGGCAGGUUGUAGAUACCCCAGGGAUUUUGGAUCAUCCUUUGGAGGAUCGGAACACCAUUGAAAUGCAAGCUAUCACAGCCCUGGCCCACCUCCGAGCUGCAGUUCUGUAUGUGAUGGAUUUGUCUGAGCAGUGUGGACAUGGGUUGAAGGAGCAAUUAGAACUCUUCCAGAAUAUCAGACCUCUGUUUAUCAACAAGCCUCUUAUUGUUGUAGCAAACAAAUGUGAUGUGAAGAGAAUAACUGAGCUUUCUGAAGAAGAUCAGAAAAUAUUUACCGACUUGCAGGCUGAAGGAUUCCCUGUCAUCGAGACCAGCACCCUGACUGAGGAAGGUGUCAUUCAGGUUAAAACAGAGGCUUGUGAUAGGCUUUUGGCUCAUCGAGUCGAAACAAAAAUGAAAGGAAAUAAAGUGAAUGAGGUUCUGAACAGAUUGCAUUUAGCUGUGCCAAACAAGAGAGAUGAUAAGGAGCGACCCCCUUUCAUCCCAGAAGGAGUGGUAGCUCGAAGGAAAAGAAUGGAGAUUGUAGAGCCCAGGAAGAAGAGGGAACGAGAUCUUGAGCUGGAAAUGGGAGAUGAUUAUAUUUUGGAUCUUCAGAAAUACUGGGACUUAAUGAAUUCAUCCGAGAAAUAUGAUAAGAUACCAGAGAUCUGGGAAGGCCAUAAUGUUGCUGAUUAUAUCGAUCCUGCUAUCAUGAAGAAAUUGGAAGAGUUAGAAAAAGAAGAAGAGCUAAGAACAGCUGCUGGGGAGUAUGACAGUGACUCUGAAAGUGAAGAUGAGGAAAUGAUGGAAAUCCGACAGCUGGCAAAACAAAUUAGAGAAAAAAAGAAGUUGAAAAUUCUACAGUCCAAAGAAAAGAAUACACAGGGACCCAGGAUGCCCCGAACUGCUAAGAAGGUUCAACGGGCAGACUUGGAGAAUGAGAUGCGUAGUCUUGGUGUUGACAUGGAUGAUAAAGACAAUGCCCACUAUGCAGUCCAGGCAAGAAGAUCUCGGAGCGUCACUAGGAAAAGAAAACGAGAAGAAUCUGUUCCACCCUCUUCUAUAGCCCGGAGUCGGAGUUGUUCUCGAACUCCACGUGAUGUUUCUGGUCUUCGGGAUGUCAAGAUGGUGAAGAAAGCCAAGACUAUGAUGAAGAAAGCCCAGAAGAAGAUGAAUCGCUUGGGGAAGAAAGGGGAAGCAGAUAGGCAUGUGUUUGAUAUGAAGCCCAAGCACUUGCUCUCUGGGAAGAGGAAAGCUGGUAAAAAGGACAGGAGAUAGUGUUCUCUUCAGUUGGUGUGCUUUGACUGGACUCUUACUGUUUAUUUCUGGGUAUGGUAUGAUGCCCUUUAUAUAACUUGGAAUCACCAUCUGUUAACUUGGAAGAGACAAUGGAAAUGACUUAAAAAUACUUGUUGCUUUGCUGAAAACUGAUAAACCUGAUUAGGCAUGCCGAGUUGUGCUCACUGCAUAAUACAGAUGUCUAAGUACAGAGCAUUCUGUUCUUAAUGAUGUGAUAGUUUCACAGCUGCAGGACUAAUUUUGUUGGAAAGUUUUAUUGGUGGCUGGGCAGUGGUGGUACAUGUCUUUAAUCCCAGCACUUGGAAGGCAGGGGCAGGUAGAUCUCUUGAAUUCGAAACCAGUCCGAGCUACAGAGCAGGUUCCAGAACAGCCAGCUCUACACAUAGAAACCCUUUUUCAAAAAGCAAAAAAAAAAAAAAAAAAAAGUAAAGAUUUAUUGGUAUAAGUAGGCUGCUUUUGGUGGAGAAAAACUUUAUUUUGUAGUGGAACAUGGCUUUGUUAUCCAAAGUACGUAUUUUUUGUGAAGAAAACAUCCCCAUUGGGAAGUAUAACCUUUCUAAGGACCUGGGUACAGGCACAUUUAGGAGUGUGUCAGAACUUAAAUUACUCUCUUAAAUUAUUUUCCAGACCUUCAGUACAAUGUAUCAUUGUAAUUUCAACCAUUUUAUUCAAAAUAAACCUCCAGCAAAAAUGUAGUUUUGAUUACUUAAGUAUUGUUUGAUUUAAUUACAAGUUGCUAUGGUGGCCAAAGACAAAAAGAUAGAACUUUGCAAAAAUACUUUUUCAGGGAAAUAAAUGCCUGGAUUAUUGCAACAAUUAAA
This is a messenger RNA of Cricetulus griseus (Chinese hamster), 2855 nucleotides long. Lineage: Eukaryota; Metazoa; Chordata; Mammalia; Rodentia; Cricetidae. The record is from RefSeq and is a predicted model, not a curated record.